GAAUAUGAGUAUGCCAUGCGCUGGAAGGCACUUAUUGAGAUGGAGAAGCAGCAGCAGGAUCAAGUGGACCGCAAUAUCAAGGAAGCUCGUGAGAAGCUAGAGAUGGAGAUGGAGGCUGCUCGCCAUGAGCACCAGGUUAUGCUGAUGAGGCAAGAUUUGAUGAGACGCCAAGAAGAACUUUGGAGAAUGGAAGAGCUGCAUAACCAAGAGGUCCAAAAACGAAAGCAACUGGAGCUCAGGCAGGAAGAGGAGCGUAGGCGCCGUGAAGAGGAAAUGCGGAGGCAACAAGAAGAGAUGAUGCGGCGGCAACAAGAAGAGAUGAUGCGGCGACAGCAGGAAGGAUUCAAGGGAACCUUCCCUGAUGCGAGAGAACAAGAGAUUCGGAUGGGCCAGAUGGCUAUGGGAGGUGCUAUGGGCAUAAACAACAGAGGCGCCAUGCCCCCUGCUCCUGUGCCGGCUGGUACCCCAGCUCCUCCAGGACCUGCUACUAUGAUGCCAGAUGGAACAUUGGGACUGACCCCACCAACAAGUGAACGCUUUGGCCAAGCUGCUACAAUGGAAGGAAUCGGGGCAAUUGGUGGAACCCCUCCUGCAUUCAACCGUGCAGCUCCUGGAGCUGAAUUUGCUCCAAAAAAACGUCGCCGAUACUAAUAAAGUUGCAGUGUCUAGUUUCCUGAAACCCUUAAAAGAAGGAACCCUUUUGGACUAGCCAGAAUUCUAACUUGAAAAAGUGUUAGGGAUUCCUCCCAAUAGUUAGGUCUUCCCUGCCUGGUACUACUCUAAGGGAGUAUGCUGGAGGCAGAGGGCAAGGGAGGGGUGAUAUUUAACGAAUCAGUUCUGUGUGGUAUAUUGUUUAAUCAAUUUCUGUGUGAUGCAUUCCUGAAAUUUCAAAUAUAAUUAAUUGUUGAAGGCCUGGGGCAACCAUGACAAUGGUUCCUUGGAGUCCUGUUAAUCUUGAUCAUUCCGGUUUUUUGUCCAUUGUGUUUUAUUUGCUUUCUACACCCCUCACUCCAGAGACACUGCCACAUAUACCACAAAAACCAAACAUCUCCAUCUCCCAGUGACCUUAGCCCCAUUGCUCCAUUUGCUCCCAGAUGAGGAUUCAGGCAAAUGUCCACAGAGGUCACAGACAGCUUAUGUGUGUUCUGUUAUAUCCCAUAUAUUAUCCUUUCAUGUAGUAAAGACAUUUUCUCUUAGAGAUUUUCAUUUUAGUAUAUCUUAAAAAAAUUCUUGUGUUAACUUGCCUCCAUGUUUUCCUUGGGUAAGAACGUCCUAGGAAUGACCCUUUUAUGUCCAUGAUGUUGCUCUUCACAGCUUUUCUUGAUAGGCUUAGUACAAUCUUGGGAACAGGGUUGCUGUAUGCUGAAGGUCUGACAGUAGCUCUUAGCCUUGCCUAUCUUAGAUAAGUAUGCUGUGCAUUUUUAUUGGUGUACCAUGUUUGAUUUAUCCCUGAUACCUUAAAUUUGGAGUUUUCUGAGAAAUGGAGUGGUAAUACAGCAUCAACUUAUUAAAGUACAUUUUAAGCC
Messenger RNA from Cavia porcellus (domestic guinea pig), 1526 nucleotides. Its product is annotated as non-POU domain-containing octamer-binding protein-like. The record is from RefSeq and is a predicted model, not a curated record. Lineage: Eukaryota; Metazoa; Chordata; Mammalia; Rodentia; Caviidae. The transcript has a single exon. Bases 16 to 651 code for a protein of 211 amino acids.